Messenger RNA from Gymnodraco acuticeps, 2703 nucleotides. RefSeq names its product ribophorin I (gene rpn1). NCBI's taxonomy places the organism in Eukaryota, Metazoa, Chordata, Actinopteri, Perciformes, Bathydraconidae. The coding region runs from base 118 to 1923 and encodes 601 amino acids. The transcript has 10 exons. The record is from RefSeq and is a predicted model, not a curated record. Gene Ontology annotation, cellular component: membrane; oligosaccharyltransferase complex.
UGUAGCGUCAUCCUUUCUGAUGUAGAGCGGCACGGCGGCCUUUCUUUGCUGCUCUACAUAUCCCUCCGUCUCUGUCUGCACUUAUUCCCGGUAUUUCAGUUCUGAAUUUCUCCAAACAUGGCUCGAAAGACGCCGGUUCUCGCAGCGUGCCUGCUGCUGCUUCUGGCCGCUGUGGGCUCGGAGGUUUCUGCUGACGGGUUGGUUUACGAGGACGUGAAAAGAACCGUGGACCUGAGCACUCAUCUGGCUAAGAUCACGGCGGAGAUCGUGCUGUCCAACCAGGGAUCCUCCGCCGCUCAUAACUUCAUAUUAGCUAUAGAGGCUGAACUAGUCCCGAACCUGGCGUACAUCGGAGCUUCGGUAAAGGGUGAUGAGGAGGAUGAUGGCACACUUGAACUCCAACAGACAACAAUUCAGGGCCAAAGUGGGGCUUUCUACAAAGUGCAGCUGCCCUCCAGUCUGGCAGCGGGGGCUCAGCUGAAAGCGAAGUUGGAGAUGACCUUCAGCCACGUCCUGCAGCCCUUCCCCUCUCAGAUCACCCAGGCCGAGCGCCAGCUGGUGGUCUUCCAGGGGAACCACUACAUGUACUCCCCUUACCCCAUCCGCAGCCAGACCACACGCAUCCGCCUGGCCUCCAAAACUGUGGAGUCCUACUCCAAGCUGGGUAACCCGAGCAAGAACGAUGAGAUCAUCGAGUACGGACCUUUCCGCGACGUGGCUCCGUUCAGCGAGGAUACAUUGAAGAUCCAUUACGAGAACAACUCGCCCUUCCUCACCAUCAGCAACAUCGUCCGCACCAUUGAGGUCUCUCACUGGGGUAACAUCGCUGUGGAGGAGACCAUCAACCUGAGGCACACAGGGGCCGUCCUGAAGGGGCCCUUCUCUCGCUACGACUAUCAGCGCCAAUCAGACAGCGGCAUCUCAUCUGUCAAAUCCUUUAAGACUAUCCUCCCUGCAUCGGCCCAGGACGUCUACUACAGAGACGAGAUUGGAAACAUCUCUACCUCCCAUCUGCAGGUUCUGGAUGACUCUGUGGAGGUGGAGGUCCGGCCUCGCUUCCCCUUGUUCGGCGGCUGGAAGACCCACUACAUGAUUGGCUACAAUCUGCCCAGCUACGAGUACCUCUACACCCUGGGUGACCAGUAUUCUCUGAAGAUGAGACUAGUUGACCAUGUGUAUGAUGACCAGGUGAUUGACUUCCUCACUGUGAAAAUCAUCCUCCCAGAGGGGGCCAGAAACAUCCAAAUGGAUACACCCUACAAAAUUGAUCGCAAGCCAAACCAGCUGCAUUAUACAUAUCUGGAUACCUUUGGCCGACCAGUGCUGGUGGCCAGCAAGAGCAACCUGGUGGAGCAUCACAUCCAGGACGUUAUGGUUCAUUAUAACUUCAACAGGAUCCUGAUGCUGCAGGAGCCUCUCCUGGUUGUAGGAGCCUUCUACAUCCUCUUCUUCACUGUCAUCAUAUAUGUCCGCCUGGACUUCGCCAUCACAAAGGACCCUGCGGCUGAGGUGCGUAUGAAGGUGGCCUCCAUCACAGAGCAGGUUCUGACUCUGGUCAACAAGCGUCUGGGUCUGUACCGCCACAUGGACGAGGUGGUGAACCGCUAUAAGCAAUCUCGAGACACGGGGGCGCUAAAUAGCGGGCGGAAAACCCUGGAGGCGGACCACCGCAACCUGACCAAUGAGAUCAGCUCCCUGCAGGCCCGCCUCAAAGCCGAGGGAUCUGACUUGGCCGAUAAGGUCGGGGAGGUGCAGAAGCUGGACGGCCAGGUGAAGGAGCUGGUGUGCCGCUCCAGCCAGGAGGCGGAGCGUCUGGUGGCCGGGAAGGUGAAGAAGGAGGCUUACAUCGAGAGCGAGAAGACGCUGAGCGGCAAGAGACAAGAGCUGGUCGGCCGCAUCGACAGUCUGCUGGACGCCCUCUAAACUACUCCUGCCACACACACACACAAACAGACACACACACACACCAUCCAUGUGACAACACAAGACCGACUAUUUGUAUGAAUGAGAAUUAAAUGAAAUGUGACACAUUUGCUUACACAUUUUUUGUACCAUUCUUGAGACAUGGACAAUUUAAAAUCUGAUCUUUUGGCAGUGACGGGUUUAUCCAAAAAUGUGUGCCUUGUGAUAAACUUGAGGUCAGCUCUGCGUCACAAAAUGUGGCUUUUUUUGUUUGCCUGUAUUUCUGUUUUCAGACUAGACACUUCAUUUUCAUGUUCGGAUCUGGACUUUGUCUUUUUUUUCUGUAUGUAUGGUUAUGGGACUUUUUUUUUUUGGAAACUGAUUGCAGAAGGGCCCAAGUAUUUUCGUCCUCAUGUCUUUACUCGCAUAAGCCGUAUUCAAAGAUUGAACCAUCUCUCGCUCUGAAGUAUGAAAGUGAAUUUUUUUUCCAAUCGUAUCUCUUUUGCACUUGCAACUGUUUUCUACUCGCCCCCUGACUGACAUUUAUAUUUGAACAAAGCCGAAGCUCUAAAUUUGUCUCAUCCCACAUGCUUGUUGUUGAUGUCCCUCAGUCACAUUUUCUACAUUUUUUAUUAUUUUCUUUUUGUAAGUGAUGUUUUUUUUUCUUUCGACCAUGACAUUAGUGAAUACAUGAGAUUAGGUUUAUGCGAGAAGAGACACGAGAGAUGGGACACGGAUGUUUGUGGAAUGGCCGAUGACAUGAAAAGCUGUCAAAUUUGAAAUAAAGUUUUGAGAAACUCA